Poecilia latipinna (sailfin molly) is the source of this 384-nucleotide messenger RNA. It is a transcript of the gene mrpl33, whose product is annotated as mitochondrial ribosomal protein L33. The coding region runs from base 114 to 311 and encodes 65 amino acids. Gene Ontology annotation, molecular function: structural constituent of ribosome. Gene Ontology annotation, cellular component: ribosome; mitochondrion. The record is from RefSeq and is a predicted model, not a curated record. Gene Ontology annotation, biological process: translation. NCBI's taxonomy places the organism in Eukaryota, Metazoa, Chordata, Actinopteri, Cyprinodontiformes, Poeciliidae. The transcript has 4 exons.
GAGAUACCGGAAGUGCCUUUCUUGCACUGGAUGUACAACACUUCAAUGUGACCCCUGUUGAUACUAACUUAUUUGUUCACGUUAUCUUCGUAAAGUAAAUUUUAAAAAAAAAAAUGUUUCUUACCAGCGUGAACUUGGCUAAAGCAAAAUCCAAGACCAUCUUGGUGCAGAUGGUAAGCGCUGCUGGGACAGGAUACUUCUUUAACACGAAGAGGAAUCGGCUCAGAGAGAAACUGGUGCUGCGAAAACAUGACCCGUUUGUGAAGAAGCACGUCUUAUUCUUUGAGAAGAAGAAAAUCAGAUCGAUUUAAUACAACAAUGAAUAUGGACAUGUUAUGAACAGUUUUAUUUACACGGAUUAUACAGAGCAUUAGCUGGAAGACG